Messenger RNA from Nerophis lumbriciformis (worm pipefish), 17294 nucleotides. It is a transcript of the gene tjp2b, whose product is annotated as tight junction protein 2b (zona occludens 2). Gene Ontology annotation, molecular function: cell adhesion molecule binding. Lineage: Eukaryota; Metazoa; Chordata; Actinopteri; Syngnathiformes; Syngnathidae. The record is from RefSeq and is a predicted model, not a curated record. Gene Ontology annotation, biological process: cell-cell junction organization; positive regulation of blood-brain barrier permeability; protein localization to cell-cell junction. Gene Ontology annotation, cellular component: bicellular tight junction; plasma membrane.
UGGAUCCUGACUUCCUUUGGAAUUACUGAAUCCUGGUCUUACCUUGCCGUAUAUUUUAUGUGCAUACAGGAAGUGGAAGAGCGCUCUUAAAGCGUCACAUCUCGCCACAGGAUUGGGGCAGAAGGAGAUGUUAUUUUUAGUCUCCCCUCCCUCCAGGGGCGAGACUAAUCUACCGCUGUUGGAGCUUAUCCAGAUUGGAGUUAGAACACCGAGGCACAAAGGCUGACAACUGGACACCUUUGGGAAGCUUCCGUUCCUUGUCAUGUCGUCAGACCUCCUCAAACUGAGACGGCUCAUGCUGAACUGGCAGGACUGGGAUCUAGCCAGAGCUGUGGGUUCGUAGGGUCAAAGGCGCUGUGAAGCUAUGAGUUUGGAGUGGCUGCAGACGAGCUGCUGCCCAGGUUACCCCAGCUGGCACUGGCACAAAGAGACUGAAAUGGGCAAAACCUGGGACUCAACCGUCCGCAAUGAAGGUGGAGGCAGCUGCAGCCAAGACUGUGGUAGUAUCCAACUGAGUGGACUUAACACUGAAGAGCUGAAAGGCAGUUUGGUGGUCCUCUACGCACCUGCUGGGAACUCCUGUCUGCUCAAAUUGAGCUCAGGAAUGGAAGAGAUGGUAUGGGAGCAGUACACGGUAUCUUUGCAGCGGGACUCCAAGAUGGGUUUUGGCAUUGCGGUGUCAGGUGGGCGUGACAACCCAAAUGUGGACAAUGGUGAGACAUCAAUCAUUGUGUCAGAUGUGCUAAAGGCUGGACCUGCAGAUGGAUUGCUCUUUGAAAAUGAUCGUGUCAUUCAAGUCAACUCAGUUGCCAUGGACAAUGUGCCUCAUUCCUUUGCUGUGCAGUCACUCCGUAAAUGUGGCAAAGUGGCUAAAAUAACAGUGAAGAGACCUCGUAAGGUUGCAAUUCACUCUCUAAAGCAGCCGCCUUCGCCAGACAGGGACAGCCAGGAUUAUGCUCCAUCUACACACUAUUACGAUGCAGACCAUGACAAUGGCUGGUACCACGAUGAAGGCCAAACCUCUGACAGCAAAGCUUACCUGGAGCCUGAACACAGAGGAGGCCGGGACUACAACCAGAGGGGAAGGAGCCGUGGCGGGAGCCGAGAGAGAUCCUCACCCAGCCCUGACAGAUACAGGAGGGAGGGAAGUCGAGGACGAACUCAGAACACCGGCACCGAACGUCAGCGAUACGACAGCCGAGGACGAAGCCCUGGAAGCAGAUACAGCAUGGAGGACAAAUAUGAAAGAGGAGAAGGUGGUGGAGGAAAAAGAGGACAGUACAGAAGCAGGGAUCAGCUACAUGACAGUCCUCCAUCCCCUACUUCAAGGGAGUUGGAGCCCCUGGAGAAACCUGUCAAUGUCAUGCUGGUGAAGAACAGACCCAAUGAAGAGUAUGGUUUACGUCUUGGCAGUCAGAUCUUCAUCAAACAGAUGAGUAGCACAGGUCUUGCUGCUAAGGAUGGCAACCUGCAAGAGGGAGACAUCAUCCUUAAGAUCAAUGGAACAGUGACAGAGAAUCUUUCUCUGCACGAUGCUGGGAAACUGAUAGAGAAGUCAAAAGGAAAGCUGCAACUCGUGGUUCAAAGAGACCACCGCCAUAUUCUUGUCCGCAUUCCCCCUCUUGCAGAUUCUGACUCUGAUAAUGAUGAAAUAUCAGAGAUGGAAUCGUACCAUUCGUACUCCCCACCAGAGGAACGCAAGUCCCGACAGUCUGACCUGUCGUCCCACUCGUCGAAUGAAAGAGACAACCCAAGGGAAGGACCUAUGAUGGCAAUGGCCAAAAUGUCGGCUAUGGCGUCACCAUUUAAAGUACCUGAAGACCCUCAGGCUUUGGCCGGCCCGGAUAAAGACACAUCAACUCACACCACAGAGCCUCCAGUUUUAACCACACCCAAGAUUCUCCUCCGACCCAGUUCAGAAGAUGAAAAAUUAUAUGGGCCAAACACACUUAUGGUCAAUUUCCAGAAGGGUGACAGUGUGGGCCUGAGGCUGGCAGGGGGAAACAAUGUUGGCAUCUUCAUUGCUGGCGUUCAGGAAGGCAGUCCUGCUGAAGAAGAGGGCCUCCGCGUUGGGGACCAGAUUCUAAAGGUAAAUCAUGUGGAUUUUCAAGGUGUUGUCCGAGAGGAAGCGGUGCUCUUCCUGUUGGAGAUUCCAAAAGGAGAUUUGGUCACCAUUUUGGCUCAAAGCAAACCAGACGUGUAUAAUGACAUCUUGGUGUCAGGACGUGGAGACUCCUUCUUCAUCAGGACGCACUUUGACUUUGAAAAAGAGAUUCCUCAGAGCCUGUCUUUUGGCCGGGGGGGCAUCUUCAAGGUGGUGGACACGCUGUACGAUGGCAAGCUUGGCAACUGGCUGGCAGUUCGUGUUGGGAAGGACAAACAGCUGCUGGAGAAGGGAAUUAUUCCCAACAAGAGCAGAGCGGAACAGAUGGCCAGUGUUCAGAGUUCCCAAAAGGUCAUUGGUGGCGAUCGAGCGGAUUUUUGGCGGUUGCGAGGCCAGCGUUCUUUAAAGCGAAAAGACCUGCGGAAGAACUGCGAAUAUGUUGCCUCACAGACUCUGGCCACACGCUUUCCAUCGUAUGAACGUGUGGUCCUCCGAGAGGCUGGUUUCCGACGUCCUGUGGUGCUGUUUGGUCCCAUAGCUGAUGCUGCCAAUGACAAACUGGCGUCUGAGAUGCCCAACUUGUUUGUUAUUGCUAAGACGGAACCGAAAGAUGCUGGCUCAGAGAAGUCCUCAGGUGUGGUUCGCCUCAACACUAUUCGGCAAAUUAUUGAGCAGGAUAAACACGCCCUGCUUGAUGUAACGCCCAGAGCAGUGGACACCCUGAACUACACCCAGUGGUAUCCCAUCGUCAUCUUCUUCAAUCCAGACAGCAAGCAUGGCAUCAAGGCCAUGAGACAAAGAAUCAUUCCAAACUCCAACCGUAGUGCCCGCAAGUUAUAUGAGCAAGCCAUCAAGCUGAGGAAAAGCUGUUGUCACUUAUUCACAGCUACCAUAGAGCUCAACUCAGCCAAUGAUGCCUGGUAUGGUAGCGUCAAGGACGCCAUCAGAGAGCAACAAACACAAGCAGUCUGGGUUUCUGAUGGCAAGUUGGAGGAAGUAGAGAGUGAUCUGGACUGCCAGGAUGCAGAGCGUCUCUCCUUCUUGUCCGCCGACUACCUCAGCAUGGACAGCAGACUGACCUCUGACCUGGACGAUACUGCGGAUGAGACCUACACCGACAAUGAGUUGGACACAGAGACCAUGCACAUCUCUGCUAUCAGCCGCUCAUCGGAGCCAGUCACAGCUGAGCAGAUAUUACGCAGGUACAGCCCAGAGAUCCGCAGUCGUUUGAAAAAAAGCAGCCAGGAAGUUGCCAACAGGUGCAGCCCUCCACCUGUAUUCCUGACGGACAGUAAGGUAAAGCUAUCUCUGAAGGAGGAGUCAAUACUUUUGUCUGGCUCCGAAGUCCCACACCAACAUCGUCAACAUCAACCCGCACCUCAAAGCUCUGGCCAAAACUACGAUUCCCCUUCCAGCAGUAGUCCUGCUAGCAGCAAUAACGACCCUCCUCCACCAAUCCCACGCUCCACUCACUCCUCUGGCCCUCCGCCGCCGCCGCCGCCUCCACCUGCCCUCCUCAACUCCUUUGGAAAACCUCAGACUCUGGGAGCUGCCAAACCUCAUUGGGCGACCAAGCCUAUCAUCAGGACUAUGGUGGAGAAGGCAGUUCCCUCGUCUGCGCCCAGUGAGACCUGUUGGCAGCGAGAAGAGGCAACACAAGACAGUAAAACGGAGGAUCCAUCCAUGAAGUCUUUCAUGGGAAAAGUCCAGGCCUUGGAGAAGAUGGAUCACUUUGCCAGGGCCCAUAGGAUGCUCCAACUGCAAGAAGCCCACAAUGCCAGGGUGGAGAUUGCCCAGAAGCAUCCUGACAUCUAUGCUGUCCCCCUGAAGACUGCCAAACUAGAUGACAGUCGCCCACAGCCUAUCGGCUCCAGCUCUUGUGCUGAGCCCCAAAGGUGUCCAUCUCUCCAGGAGGGGAACCCUCUCCACCCCAGCAAGGAGUGGGAAGUGGAAGCCAUGUCAGGGUACCACACCUCCAAGUCCCCGUACGAGGACACAGAACUGUAGGUUAGCGUGCAGCCGCUGUGCCUGUCCUGAAGCUCUUGAUACACCACACUGUCGGAAAAGAUUUGACAGUAAAUAAACUGGCAGAGUGGUACUAUAAAAAUAAGUUUACAUUUAUAAUAAUGCACUGUAAAAACAACGACCGGAGAUUUUACGGUUUAACAAAUGGCAGCUCAGUCGCCAAACUAUUACUGUAAAUUUUACGCUUUUUUAAAAUGUUUACUGUAAAUAGAAAAACAGUCAAAUGCUGGCGAUUUUGCUGGCAGAAUUUUUACUGUAAAAUCUUUGGCCGUUGUUUUUGCAGUGCAUUACUGUAAAUUAAAAAAACGGUACCACUUUUAUUUUUACGGUAAAAUUCCGCCAAUUGUUUAUGUUAAAUCUACUGACUUUUUUACAGUGUGCUUACUAUUCCUGCACAUUCAGCUGCUACUUUUUUCUAUUGUCACAACACUGUCUUCACUUCUUUCUCUUUGUCAAAUAUUAGUUUUUUUAACAUACCUCCAUAAGCUUGAAAGCCAAAACUGAUUAUUCAGGAACCACUCGUUUGGUUUUUUUGUUUUUCGCCCUAUGCAACUCUUCAGUUUUUGCACGGCAGCUGAGCUUUGCUACACGUUUUGUCCUCACGAAGAAGACCUCAGCAACUUUUAUAUCAGCUUGCUCAUCGCGGUCCUUUAAAGCGACUGUAAUUGCUCGUAACUAUCAACAAAGAUUGCAUAUACAGUAUAUAUAUAUAUAUAUUAUUACUUAUAAUAUCGUAUAUUUGCUAAUAUCAAUCCUGCGUAUAUCGAAAAUCAAGUGUUUAUACUCUCAUGUCUUUGCAUUCCUUCCUACACGACAAUGUAUACAUACCCUACCUAUUUAUCACCACCACAGUAGGAAGGGGAUCCAUAUGGCUCCAUUUGUUGCGGUGUACCUGACACAUGAAACGUGAUGAAUUUGGGAGGUGCACUAUCCACUUCAGAUGGCAGUGACGUGUUCCAUCCAUCCAUUUUCUACCGCUUGUCCCUUUCGGGGUAGCGGGGGUUGCUGGAGCCUAUCUUUUAAUAUCUUAAAAUGUGUUUUGUGGCAAUUCUAACUUUGACCACAACAUCAGUUGUUAUGUAGAUCUGCACUUUUCAUCAUUUUCAGCAGACUCCAUUGCAAAAUGAUAAAAUCUCCCCCCUCCACCCAGGAAUGGGGCCAUGUGAAUCCCUUCCGUACUGUACAAAUAUAUAUAGAUAUAUAUUAAUUGAAGGAGGAAAAAACAGCCAUUGCCGGUCCCAAUGGGAUGUCUUGUGUCAGGACGGCCAUUUAGUCUCAUAACUAGAAGGAAGAAAUCAUACACAUGGUUUUACACACUGGAAUCUAUGGAAAUGUGCCUUUUACUUUGGUAGUCACAUGAGGUUUUGGCUUGUCUUUCCAACAAACCUCUGCUGCUCUCUGCUACUGCUGCCAGGCGUUAAAGGAAACCAGGGAAUGAGCAUCUGAGUUUACAUGCACAAAAUAUCUCCAAUCUGAUCUCAACCUCGGUUUUCAGGAUCCCACAUCCACUGUUCAUGUCAGGGGUGUCAAAACGUAUGCCCCUGAGGGUCGCACACUGAAAAAUUCAAGCAUGCGGGGGCCAUUGUGAUAUUUAAUGAGUUUUGAGACUCUUUCAAGUAUGCUAACUGUUCCCAUUAUAAUAAACUAAUUGUGAUUUGAAGCCAACCACCAAGACUGGAUGCUCAUGGACGUUUGGGUCAGCUUAAACCGUGAUGACAUUUCUUUCUGUGCUCACCAUAUUACAGCCAAAUCUUACGUAUAACGUGUUUAUAUGAAAUGUUUUUAAACUGUUCAUUUGUGUACAUGUAAACAUGUCACCAAAUCCUUAUUACAAUAUUAUUGUUGUUUUUAAUGUCAUCUAUCUAACAGCAGUAAGUAAUAUUAUUACAUUAUUAUUACAAGACCUGGUCACACCAGCAUCCUACGUAGAAGAGUGUUAAUGAUCAAAGAAAAUAACAAAAAUACAACAAUGUUAAAUGUCGCGCGAAUGCCUGUGCUUUUAGCUCAGUAGUCAGGAGGAGCAGUAAAAAAAAAAACAAGGCAGCCGAGAGAGAGAGAAUACGCAAUCGCUACACAAAACAGAGCUGUCUGUGAUUGACAGCAGUGAACACCAAACAUUGGUGGUCCCUGAUUAGCUGCGGGCCCCUGCGUGAGUCUGUGCAUUAAAUAAUUGUGACCCUGGCUGUCAUGUGCAAGGUCUAUCAUCAGCCAAAUUUAUAUAUAAUUGAUAUUGUCUAUCGCGUCACCCGAGUCAUGACUAGAGAUAGUGCUAAGGAGAGUUUGGAGAUAACACUUGGUGAAAUACCAAGUCAUGACUAGAGAUAGUGCUAAGGAAAGUUUGGAGAUAACACUUGGUGAAAUACCAAGUCAUAACUAACGAGUCAUGACUAGAGAUGGUGCUAAGGAGAGUUUGGAGAUAACACUUGGUGAAAUACCAAGUCAUGACUAGAGAUAGUGCUAAGGAAAGUUUGGAGAUAACACUUGGUGAAAUACCAAGUCAUAACUAGAGAUAGUGCUAAGGAGAGUUUGGAGAUAACACUUGAUGAAAUACCGAGUCAUGACUAGAGAGUGCAAAGGAGAGUUAACACUUUGUGAAAUACAGAGUCAUGACUCGAGAUAGUGCUAAGGAGAGUCUGGAGAUAACACUUGGUGAAAUACCAAGUCAUGACUAGAGAUAGUGCGAAGGAGAGUUAACACAUUGUGAAAUACCAAGUCAUGACUAGAGAUAGUGCGAAGGAGAGUUAACACUUUUUGAAAUACCAAGUCAUGACUAGAGAUAGUGCGAAGGAGAGUUAACACAUUGUGAAAUACCAAGUCAUGACUAGAGACGGUGCUAAUGAGAGUUUGGAGACAUCUUAUAACACUUGGCCUUCUUGGUGAAAUACAUUGUUAUUAUUUGGAAUAGCUGUUAUUGGAAAAAAGAAAUAUUACAGAAGACUUUAGGCAACUUGUUGCUGAUUGCUUUUAUGUUGCAUGAUUGCACCAAGAAAAAUUCCCAGUUUGUGAACCGGUUCUCAAACAGUGGCAAUAAAAACUAUUCAGAUUCUGAUUCUAAUGUUCCCCAACAAGAGUAGCGUAGGAUGGAGAUGUGAUCAGGUCUGAAGAGCAUUUUUGUGUGUUUUUUGUAUCAUUCUUGUUUUUUUUUAGUCCACACACUUUGUCCCGCGAGUGGUAUGUGCAACCAAAUGAUUGAUUUUCAAGUCAACCCAACUUUGUAGACCAUGGGUGUCAAACUGCUGACCCACACUUUGUAGCGCUGUAUUUCACUUCACAGUGGAGUGGAGUUAAUAUAUAAUAUAUGUAUUUUGGUAUUAUUGAAGCCCGCUGGACAGGAAGUGCAAUCAUGCUGCAGAAACAAAGAGGACAGCACAACAAACACACAUUUAGUUCACACAAAUUCAACCAAUCCCUGUGAAGGAUGCACGGCCUCCCGCUCACAUUUUGUCCAGUCAGCCUUUGUCACCAAUCAGAUUUGUCUCUGAGCAGCACUCAAAUGUCGACUGUCUAAUCCAAACUUGUUUGUUUCUUGUGUAGACCAAGCAGGAACAACAACCUGUAACAAUAUAUCAACUUUCACUAUUGUAGCUCAGACUUACUUCCUGUUCCUGUCUAUACCGCUAAGCUUUCAGGGUAAUGUAGUAUAUCAACAUUUACAUGUACUUAUGUAUUUACCAUAUUUGUGUGCGUGCGUGCGUGCGUGAGUGAGUGACAAGAGUUGAACAUCUCGCGAGUUUGCUCAUCAUGUCAGUGUAGAGAGGAGACGCCCCAAGUCUGCAGAUGAAAUGUGCAAAGCUGCCAUUGCCUUGGUUUAAAGAUGUAAAUACUUAUUCACUGUCAUGUCAAGCUAAUAUAACAUCACUGCGACAUCCCAUUGUUCAUGUUAAUGAGCCAGUCAUUGGAUAUGGAUCAGUAAUAAAUAUCAUCACAACCCUCCAUUUUUUUUAAAUCAAAUUUGAUACUCUAACAUUUAUCAAUGCACAACAAAAUGUAUUAAAAACAACUAAGAAUCAAAAGAGGAAAGGUAAUCUGCAGUUUUAGUCAUAAUUAUCUUUAUUUUUAUUUUUUUGUUACUUAAAAAACACUGUUGUAUCUCUCCUACAGCGACCAUUGCCAUAAAUUAUGCAAAUGAGGUGAUGGCAUCAUCUAGCGACUUUUAGGACAGCCAAUAGCUAAAUUCCUUGCUGAGGAGUUGGCAACACUGAUCAAACGGCUGAUCAAACAAAAUAAGUCAUCGUCAUGGACCCACUAGCUGCGGAAGCUAGCUCUCCAAGCAGCUAAACAGACUCUAUAACUCCACUGUGAUGUUUUAGUGAAUUUACAAAACUGAAACAAUACAAACAGAAUGCCAUUGUAAGUUAAUAAUACUAACACAGACACUCAUAAAUAUGCAUAUUAGCUAAUGCUAACAACACUAGCUUGAUUACAUUAUGAUAGCACCUACAAAUAUGCAUGAAAACACUCCUACAGACAUCACACUUGGGACGGCUUAGUAAGAAGGAAUUGUUUUAGUUAUAUUGUAACACUAACGCUGCUUGGAGGGAAGAAUGAAGAAUCCUUUCAAGCAGGAAUGCUAGGAACGGUUAUACUUCGGGUUCAAGGCAUGAAACAGGGAAUACAUUUUUAAUCAAUUGUAUAGCACUUUUCAUACAUCUAAAAUGUAACACAAAGUGCUUCACAUUUAAAAACACAAAAAAACAGUACUGUAGCUCCCGUUUUCAUUGCAUAAGCGCAAGUCAAAACACCACCACCCACACACACUCUUCUUUCUCUCUAGCACAGACAUAAUAAAAGUCAUGUCAAUACAUAUGUAGCUGAGCACUGAAGAACCUAAAGUGAGCGAACUCGUCCAAAAGAUGGCGCCAUAGCAAAAGCAAUAACACCUUUUCAGUGUCUCUAUUGUUGUUCUAUGAAAACUAUUUGUUGAAUGCAAAACAUUACCGCUAGCGAAGAAAAUUCCAUAAAUUAGUCGCCCCAUAUUGAAAGCCGAAGGGUUCAAAGUGUGGGGAAAAGUAGCGGCUUAUAGUCCAGAAAAUACGGUAUUCAACCUUUAAUUAUCCAGGUUUGAAACAAUUAAGAACAGAUGUUCAUUAGCAAUGCUGACCUAGCAAAGAGGCAACAUUUACAGUAAAUGAUGAUAAUCUCUCAUCGUCUCUCAUUUACCAACAAAAAUGAGAUCGCUUUUAACAGUCACCAGAUGCUCUUAACGUGAACAUAAAUUAAAGUUUAAGAUGGACAAAUACUUUUUAAGUGUAAUGAGAAUGUCUCCAACUUAAUAUGGAAUCCUUUUGUGUUUAUUUUAUUAGUUGUAAUUCAUUAAAACAGUACAGUAAUUUAAUAAUACGCUGUGCUUAUGUGCUUUUACUGCCAUCUUGUGUUUACUUUUAAGUCUGCGUUGAAUAAAAGGAGUAAAACAUCAAUGCAGUACUAGUUUUCUCGGUUUCUGUGCUUUUUGAAGUUAAGAUUACAAGGAACGAUUGAUGACAAAUUCAUAAAAUCACGUUGAUUUAAAGUUAUCUAAAAACAAACAAAACGUUUUGCAACUUUUUCAGUGUCUUUCUAAAAAAGGAUACCAAAAAUCAGGAAAAAAGUUGGCGAAAUCCUGGAGGGGCCACACAAAGAGCAACUUGAGAGUCCCGGGGAACUCAACAAUGUCAAAAUAUUUUUUUUUUACAAUCCUAAUAAUGAACAUACUUAGUCACUAUAUAUGUUUUAGUCACAUGAUUGUCAUUGGGACUUUUUAUCUCCAACAGAACCAGUAGAACUGAGUUUAAGACCCGAGAGUGUUGUUAUCAGACCCACAAUGUUACACAACAUUUAUUUUCUAACGUAGCAACUUCAAAGUUGUGCUGGUGUAUUAGGAACAGGUAUUUAAGGAUUGUUCAGCAGGAAUGAGUAUCGGGUCCAAAUUGGUGUUCCAACAUCUUUCUGGGAUGUUACAGAACUGUCCCAAAGUACUACUACUAAUAAAGAAUACUUAAUUUUACACAUGAGCUUUGCUGCCAUUAUUCAGUCUCUUCUCAAUAUGUUUCAAUUUAAACCUGUUUGAAGUGUUUGUCGCCUUCAGAUUUAAGUCGACAAAUGUGUUAGACUUGAAAACAUGCAUUGUACUCUUAAAACACCGUGAAAUAUUCUAGUAAUGGUUUUGUUUUUAAACCUGACCCUGUUUAGGUUUGUAUUUCAUGACGACAUUUCUCUAAGGCCCCUUAAACAGAAGAAGGAAGUCUGCACGUUACAAAGAGAGACCUUACAAGUAGCUAUGACCAUUUAGGUGUUUUAUAUCGCUAAUCAUUGAUAUUUUUAUGACUUGUCAAAAUGAAGGAGAAAAAUGUUUAUUACCGUAUAUUCCGGACUAUAAGGCACACUUAAAAUUCUUUUUUUCCCCUCAAAACUCAACAGUGCGCCUUAUAACCCGGUGCGCCUAAUGUACGGAAUAAUUCUGGUUUUGCUUACUGACCUUAAAGCAAUUUUAUUUGGUACAUGGUGUAAUGGUAAGUGUGACCAGUAGAUGGCAGUCAAACAUAAGAGAUACUUGUAGACUGAAAUAUGGUAUGACUCAAGUAAACAACACCAACAUUUUAAAUGUUCCGUUGAAAACAUUACACACGGCGCUCAAAAAUCUAUCAAAAUGUUUUAGUACGACUUUGGUGAGCUAUGAAGCCGCACCGCUUGAUGGAUUGUACUGUGCUUCAACAUACGAGUAUUAUUAUGCUGUGUGUAUAAGGUAAGACAUAUUGUCUGGUGUUUUGUUUCGCAAUAUUAUGCAAAAGAAACUUUUCUUACCUUCUGGUACCUGCUGAUCUGUAUUUGGGAUAUGCAUGAAUCCUGAAAAAUUGUGUGAAUCCGCCUUUGUAGUCCAUGCCGACACCGUAGUCGAUAAGCUUCUUCUUGUUAUGGGAUAUUCAUUCUAUGCCGUUGCCAUUUCUAAUAUAAAGUACUGUAAAGUUCUUACUUAUAUCUGUCAGUAAACUCACCAUGAAAUCGCUAAAAUAAACGGGUGUGGUGAGUUUACAUUAUUCACCCAAGGAACUUUAGUUAUUAGAGAGUUCCGGUCGGACGUUUUUUCACGGGACACAUUUCCGGUGUUGUUGUUUCCCGAUGAGGAGAUGCUGCUCCGUAAUUGAUUUAAGUAAAGUCUGAAUGUCAUUAAAACAGUUAGCGCCAUCUUUUGACACUUCUUCCACUCCCGUCCUUACACACUACACCACUACAACAAAGAUGACGGGAGAAGACUCUGCCGAAGAUGAGCCAAGUAAAUAAGACCGCCCACAAAACGGCGCAUCCUGAAGCGACUGUCAGAAAGCGGCUUGAAGAUGAUCUGUAAAACAUACUAUAUGCAACAUUUUGAUCAAAGAACCACCAUUACAUGUUAUGUAGACCACAAGGAAGUGUUUUAUAAUAAUAAUAUUCCUCCUUAAAUGCGCCCUAUACUCCGGUGCGCCUUAUACAUAAUAUGAAAAAAUAUUUAAAAUAGACCAUUCAUCAGCGAUGCGCCUUAUAAUCCGGUGUGCCCUAUGGUCUGGAAAAUACGGUAAUGAUUAUAAUCCCUAUGAUUAUAAUCCCCUCAAAUAUCAAGAGAGAAAGAAAAGUAAUGGUCAACCAGAAGUGUUAAUGGAAUAUUCUCCCUCUUUUGAGGAAAAUAGAUCAAGUUACUAGUUUUGGUCUUGGUUCUGCUAGAAGAAGAUCAAAACAAUGUUUCUUAUCUAAGUGCACACACGCAUUAUUCUCAUCAGUUGUAAUGGUGUCAGGCAGUACCAGGUGUAGUGGACAAGAAUUUAUGUGCGCUCAACACUUACUUCACGCAGAGUUAACUUUCAGUUUCAGUCUUUGCUCAGGCGGGCCAGGAACGUGGACAAAAAUAUGUGAGGAGGGCGACCUUUUUACAGACGGCUCCGGACUUUAGACAGCUGGUUCUCCUCACCAGUGCGGGUAUCGCUACGGUUUGUGCGAGCUUACUCUUUUGUAGAAUAAGAUUAUAAUUGUAAUAAUAAACAUAGAAUAGAAUUAAACAAUAAAAUAGAAUCAAUUGUCAAACUUCAAUUCUCGUGAUCUUUUUUUAGACAGCCUUAGAACAAAAGAAUCUGGGAGGACUGCAAAAGGGAGGGUCCCAAUACAAGCAUUGGAACACACUCAAUGUAAACAAAAUCUAAAAUACCCAGUGAUGGGCAAGCUACUUGGUUAAUGUAGUAAGCUAAGCUACAAGUUACUCUCCAUUAAAUGUAGCUAAACUACAAGUUAACCUGCAUUAAAUGUAGCUAAGCUACAAUUUACACUCCAUUAAUGUAGCUAAGGUACAAAUUACUUUCCAUUAAAUGUAGCCAAGCUACAAAUUACUCUCCAUUAAAUAUAGCUAAACUACAAGUUACUCUCCAUUAAAUGUAGCUUAGCAACAAGUUACUCUCCAUUAAAUGUAGCUAAGCUACAAGUUACCCUCCAUUAAAUGUAGCUAAGCUACAAGUUACCCUCCAUUAAAUGUAGCUAAAAUACAAGUUACUCUCCAUUACCCAUCUAUCCAUCCAUCUAUCUUCUUCCGCUUACCCGAGGUCGGGUCGCAGGGGCAGCAGCCUAACCAGGGAAGCCCAGACUUCCCUCUCCCCAGCCACUUUGUCCGGCUCCUCUCGGGGGAUCUCGAGGCGUUCUCAGGCCAGCCGGGAGACAGUCUUCCCAAAGUGUCCUGGGUCUUCCUCGUGGCUUCCUACCGGUCGGACGUGCCCUCAGGUGGCAUCCUGACCAGAUGCCUGAACCACCUCAUCUGGCUCCUCUCGAUGUGGAGGAGCAGUGGCUUUACUUUGAGCUCCUCCCGAAUGGCAGAGCUUCUCACCCUAUCUCUAAGGGAGAGUCCCGCCACCCGGCAGAGGAAACUCAUUUCGGCCGCUUGUACCCGUGAUCUUGUCCUUUCGGUCAUAACCCAAAGCUCAUGACCAUAGGUGAGGAUGGGACCUGCUUGGCACUCUGCAUCAAGAGUUGGAAUUGGGGGUUAAAUCACCAGAAAUGAUUCCCGGGCGCAGCACCGCUGCUGCCCACUGCUGCCCACUGCUCCCCUCACCACCCAGGGGGUGAGCAAGGGGAUGGGUCGAAUGCAGAGGACAAAUUUCACCACACCUAGUGUGUGUGUGACAAUCAUUGGUACUUUAACUUUAACGUAGAUCAACCGAUAAAUUAAGAGAUUUCCCUACCGGCUCAGCUCCUUCUUCACCACAGCGGAUCGAUACAGUGUCCGCAUUACUGAAGAUGUUGCACCGAUCCGCCUGUCGAUCUCACGAUUCACUCUUCCCUCACUUGUGAACAAGACUCCGAGGUACUUGAACUCCACCACUUGGGGCAGGGUCUCCUCCCCAACCUGGAGAUGGCACUCCAGUCUUUUCCGGACGAGAAUCAUGGACUCAGACUUGGAGGUGCUGAUUCUCAUCCCAGUCGCUUCUCACUCAGCUGCGAACCGAUCCAGUGAGAGCUGAAGAUCCUGGCCAGAUGAAGCCAUUAGGACCACAUCAUCUGCAAAAAGCAGAGACCUAAUCCUGCAGCCACCAAACCGGAUCCCCUCAACGCACUGACUGCGCCUAGAAAUUAUGUCCAUAAAAGUUAUGAACAGAAUCGUUGACAAAGGGCAGCCUUGACGGAGUCCAACCCUCACUGGAAACGUGUCCGACUUACUGCCGGCAAUGCGGACCAAGCUCUGACACUGAUCGUACAUACAGGGAGCGGACCGCCACAAUCAGACCGUCCGAUACCCCAUACUCUCUGAGCACUCCCCACAGGACUUCCCGAGGGACAUGGUCUAAUGCCUUCUCCAAGUCCACAAAGCACAUGUAGACUGGUUGGGCUAACUCCCAUGUACCCUCAAGGACCCUGUCGAGAGUAUAGAGCUGGUCCACAGUUCAACGACCAGGACUAAAACCACACUGUACGUCCUGAAUCCGAGGUUCGACUAUCCAGCUUAGCCUCCUCUCCAGUACACCUGAAUAGACCUUACCGGGAAGGCUGAGGAGUGUGAUCCCACGAUAUUUUGAACACACCCUCCGGUUUCCCUUCUUAAAAAGAGGAACCACCACCCCCGUCUGCCAAUCCAGAGGUACCGCCCCCGAUGUCCACACAAUGUUGCAGAGUCUUGUCAACCAAGACAGCCUCACAGCAUCCAGAGCCUUAAGGAACUCCGGGCGGAUCUCAUCCACCCCCGGGGCCUUGCCACUGAGGAGCUUUUUAACUACCUCAGCAACCUCAGCCCCAGAAAUAGGAGAGCCUACCAGAGAUUCCCCAGGCACUGCUUUCUCAUAGGAAGACGUGUUAGUGGGAUUGAGGAGGUCUUCGAAGUAUUCCCUCCACUGAUCCCUAACAUCCGCAGGCGAGGUCAGCAGAACACCAUCCUCACCAUACACGGUGUUGACAGUGCACUGCUUCCCCUUCCUGAUGCGGCUCUCUAUUAAAUGUAACUAAGCUACAAGUUACCCUUUAUUAAAUGUAGCUAAACUACAAGUUACUCUCCAUUAAAUGUAGCCAAGCUACAAGUUACCCUCCAUUAAAUGUAGCUAAACUACAAGUUACUCUCCAUUAAAUGUAGCUAAGCUACAAGUUACUACAAGUUGUAGUUUUGAUGUAAGUUACUAGCUACAUUGGUCUAAAAGUAGCUAGGCUACAGGAAAAGCUACUUGUUAAAAAAAAGUAGCUGAACUAUGUCGUUUAGCUAAAUAUCGCUUGUUACUGCCAUCACUGAAAAUAACAUUGAACAUUAAACAGUAACUUCUUGAAAUGAAGGUGCACAAAUAAAGAAUAUGUAAGAAAUGUUUAAUAAAGUGUAACAAAAUAGUGCAAAGUGUGAAAAUGUAAACAUGGAGAAACCUGAGAACUAUUUUCUGCAGGUUUAGUGCCAGGAAGUUACAGUUGUGCUCUAAAGGGUGAGCGUGACUAAGGUGGUGUUGUAUUACCGAUCUUGGAGGGGACGAGCACCUUGCAUCAUUUACAGACCACAUUGGUCUGACUACGGUCUGUUUGAAAACAAUCCCCAAAAACUGCCAUACUGUCCAGGUGACUUUUCCUGUUUUAUCCACAAUUUUUUCAUUUUUACUUUCUCUUCUCACUCCAUGCAAAGAAUCAACCGUGAGACGUUGAGAUGACGCAACCAAACUUAAUAGUUGAUACUGUUACCUGAUUGGCUGUUACAAUGAUCAGUGACCACUUCCUGUGUUACCAGAGCGAUGUCUUUGUUCAUGCAACCAGCCUUGCUCUGCAACUUCAGUUUCUUUCGACAGAAAAUAGAUUGAAAUGCGUUUUUAAUUGAUAUCGUUUACGUGUCUACCGCAAUAUAUAUUGAUAUCGUUGUAUUGCCCAGUUCUAUGUAGUACAGUACGAGUACUACAUGUACUUUUCACUGACUUAGAUAAAAAGUCAAAUUGGGUCAUAUUUGAUUGAUACACAAAUACGACGAGUAUAACCUUAUUGUUGUUGUUUUUUUAUUUACUGCAUGAUAUCAUAUUCUUGUUUUUAUUUUCUAAUUCCCUGAAACACUUAAGGAAGAUGAACUCAACUCAUGUAAAAGACACACUUUAUUGUGACAUAUUUUACUUUUGAAAAACAACAAACAUAACUCUCAUCUGGCGCAAUUACAGUUAUUUGUGUUGGUGGCAAAACAAACACACAGUAGUACUUGGGGAUAUUCCUUUUGUUGGUUCUGUGACGCACCUCGAAUAACUUGUCAAACUUGUAUUGCAAAACAGAGCGACCCGCUGAAAUGAAUCUAAAUUAUUUUAAUGGCGCUUGACCCGCCAAAAACAUCACAAAUUUAAACUAACUUACGGUUAAAAAAAUACUGUAUGAAAAACAAUACAAUAGAAUGUAGUACAAACAAGUACAGUAGUUUUAUGAAGUAAUGUAAUGUACAGUAGUGGAUUUCUACGGUCUUUCCUUAUUAUUUUUUUCAUGGAUAAAUGUUUAUCAUUUUAACAUCCUCAGCUGCCGUUAUCGACUCAUUCUGUUUCAGUAUGAUGCAGACCAGCAGUGCUACGCUCCAAAUGCUUCACCAUGUCAGCUCGCUACACGUCAUGUUAUUGAUUAUUUCUUUCUUUAAUUCAAUGAAUACCAUCCACUUCUUCUCAGCACUGUCCUUCACACUCACUCUCAUCACAUCCGUGCGUGGAAAAACCAAGUUAUGUCCAUCGCUAGCUAAAGGCUAAUGCUAGUGAGUAAGAGCAGAUGUUUUUGUCGGAUCUUACAGGGUUCACUGUAUGCCAACUAGUGGUGGGGAGGCUCCUAACACCAAUUUUAUGCUCGUAUAGCAUAAAAUUGGUUAGCUCCCGAGGUACUACUGUGUUAUUCCUGUCAUUUAUGGAAAAUACUGUUUGUCUUCAUUCACUGUGCUAAUUUGAUGCAAUAAAAUGAUUUCAAAAAGUAACAACUAAAGCCUGGAGGACCAUCAUGAGACCGAUUCUAACAUGCAGAUUCACCUUUUAGACAUUCUUUGAAUCAUGGCAGCAGGUUUAUGGUCUACAUCAGUGGUCCCCAGCCCGCGGCCCGGUACCGGUCCGUGGAUCGAUUGGUACCGGACCGCACAAGAAAUAAAAAAUAAUAAUAAUAAAAUAAAAAAAUGUUUUAUUAAAUCAACAUAAAAAACACAAGAUACACUUACAAUUAGUGCACCAACCCAAAAAACCUCCCUCCCCCAUUUAUACUCAUUCACACUCAUUCGCACAAAAGGGUUGUUUCUUUCUGUUAUUAAUAUUUCUUGUUCCUACAUUAUAUAUCAAUAUAGAUCAAUACAGUCUGCAGGGAUACAGUCCGUAAGCACACAUGAUUGUAUUUUUUUAAGACAAAAAAAUAAAUAAAUACCCCCCCGGUCCGUGGGACAGAUUUUCAAGCGUUGACCGGUCCGCAGUUACAAAAAGGUUGGGGACCACUGGUCUACAUGACUGUAUAUCUAAAGUCCUUGUAUGAGUAAAGGUACUCGGUCUUGGUUCAACCAUCCCUUCUUGCAGGUGUAAGCGAUGCUGAGAAGAGUGGUUUUGUCACCCUGAACACAAUAAAAAAAAAAAGUCUUAAACAUGAUCAUGUGUGUAUUGUGUUUAUUCCACAAAGACUAUUUUAUAAAGUUGUAUAUUUGAGCAACUCCCGAUCCCCUGUUGGCAUUGUGGCGUCCCACAGAGCUCCCCCCUUUGCCCAAUAUUGGAUUGUUUUACAGGAC